Protobothrops mucrosquamatus (brown spotted pit viper) is the source of this 1629-nucleotide messenger RNA. RefSeq names its product fatty acid amide hydrolase 2 (gene FAAH2). The record is from RefSeq and is a predicted model, not a curated record. The transcript has 11 exons. NCBI's taxonomy places the organism in Eukaryota, Metazoa, Chordata, Lepidosauria, Squamata, Viperidae. The coding region runs from base 1 to 1629 and encodes 542 amino acids.
AUGGCGUUGACGCGCGCCCAGCGCUGCCUGGUGCAGGUGCUGCGCUGCUUCUCGCGCGCCUUCCUGGCGCUGCUCAGCCUGUUGCUGCGCGUCUCCGCCUUGCUGCGCUGGAAAGCCAAGGGCGCCCGCGGAUCGCGCCCUGCGCGCACCGUCCCGCCGCCCGACCAGCCGCUGCUGCUCCUGUCCGCCGGGGAGCUGGCGCGGCGCAUCCGCCGCAGGGAGUUGAAGUGUGUCGAUCUUCUUGAAGCAUACAUUGAGAGGAUCAAGCAGGUGAACCCACUCAUCAAUGCUAUUGUUAAAGACAGGUUUGAGGCUGCCUUGCAGGAGGCACAGUUGGUUGACCAGCUGCUCUCUGAGGGACAUGAAGAUGAAGAAUCACUCCGGAAAAAUUUCCCCUUGCUGGGCAUUCCUGUCAGUGUCAAAGAAGCCUUUGCAUUAUAUGGGAUGCCCAAUUCCUCUGGAUUGGUUAACCGCCGCAACGUGAUCUCCACUACGGAUGCUAUCGUGGUGUCCCGGUUGAAGCAAGCAGGCGCGAUUCCUCUGGGGGUGACCAACUGCAGCGAGCUGUGUAUGUGGUUUGAGUCGAGCAACGUUGUCUACGGCCGAUCUAACAACCCCUAUAACCUGGACUGCAUUGUGGGAGGCAGCUCAGGAGGUGAAGGUUGCAUCGUAGCUGCUGCUGGCUCUGUGAUUGGGGUCGGCUCCGACGUCGGGGGCAGCAUCCGUAUGCCCGCCUUCUUCAAUGGGAUCUUUGGACACAAGCCCAGCACAGGCGUGGUGCCCAAUGACGGCCAGUUUCCUGAUGCGGUUGGUCAUCGUACAAACUUCCUCUGCACUGGACCUAUGUGUCGUUAUGCCGAAGACUUAGAUCUCAUGUUGAGAGUCAUGGCUGGACCAAGUAUUUCCAAACUGAAGCUGGAUGACCCGGUAUCUUUGCAAAAUUUAAAGUUCUAUUCCAUGGAACACGAUGGAGGGUCCAUUUUCCUCUUGCCGGUAGAUAAAGAAAUUCUUCAAGCUCAUCGGAAAGUGGUGUCGCACCUAGAGACAGACCUGGGGGUUGAGGUGGAGAGUGUGGCUAUCCGGAAAAUGAAAUACUCCUUACAGAUCUGGUCAGUUAUGAUGUCUUUCAAGAGCAGUAAUAAGCAGGAAAAUCAAACCUUCACUGAUCUGCUUGGAGACCACGGAAAACCAGUCUGGCCAUCAUGGGAACUGGUAAAAUGGAUGAUGAGACGGUCUUCUCACACUCUUCCAGCCAUUGCGCUAGGACUAACAGAGAAGUUGACGAAAUACAACUCCAAGGGAAAUGCUAAGCUAGCAAGCAUGGCACAGAGCUUGCAAGCAGAGAUGGUGGAAUUAUUAGGAGAGAACGGCGUCUUCUUGUACCCUUCACACCCUGUACUAGCUCCCAAGCAUCAUGUGCCUCUUGGCUCGCCUUUCAAUUUUGCCUACACCGCCAUCUUCAACAUUCUGGGCUUACCAGUGACACAGUGUCCUCUUGGCUUGAGCAAGGAUGGACUCCCUUUAGGCAUCCAGGUGGUGGCAGGACCCCAUAAUGACCACUUGACCUUGGCCGUGGCACAAUACUUGGAGAAGGCGUUUGGUGGCUGGGUUCCUCCCGGCCAGUCCUAA